Molecule: messenger RNA, 1843 nt
Organism: Blepharisma stoltei
Lineage: Eukaryota; Ciliophora; Heterotrichea; Heterotrichida; Blepharismidae
Source: the annotation of a GenBank genome assembly
AUGGAAGUCUUGGACGCAAUAGCGGAAUCUCUUUGGGCUUUUAUAAGGGACAGCCAACUCUCACUUCCUCUGAACUUAAAUGUAUCUUUUAUAUAGUCUUGCGAAGCUUUAAAAUCUUGGCAUCCAACAAUAAAUCUUCCAGACACACAAACUUUUUGGCAUGAAACAUCAGAGAUUUCCUAUUGCCGUCUACGAGGUAUGGUCCAAAACCAAUCAGAGCCAGAAAUGUUGGUUGGCUUCUUUAUAGAAGAAGACAAGAUUUACUCCACUAAAUUUGGUAGAGUCCCAAAAGAGUCAUCUUCUCUAAUAGAUUCAAUUAUAAUACAGAGAUAUCCAAUAAAAGUAAUUUCAGUCCCUGGCGAGAGAAAUUGUGGAGAAGUUCCUAGGGUCUUUUUAUAUGAUGAAUCUGGAGAAACCAUAAAAUUAAACACAAUUAUUGACGGCUUUGGAAUUUUCAUUGAAGGAGAAUUCCAUAUGAUAAAACUCAUUAAUGAGCCUGAAGUUAUAGAAAUACCUGAUGGAAGAUCUGAAGUUUUGUCAGGAAUUUCUCAGAGUUUAGGUGGAGACUUAUUAGCAGCCGAACUUGUCUUGUACAAUCUUUUAUCAAAAGUUCAAGAGCGGCGAUCAAUGGUUGGGAUACUUCCUAUAAACCUUAUCAACCUCUCAGAUCCUCAAAUAUUUAUUUCUUCCAUAUCAUCAUUAAUUCGGACAGUUUCCUUGCCUCUUACAAUAAAUUCUCUAUCAACUCAGAACUUUACCCCAACCAAAAACUACGAAAAUGAUGAGCUUGAAGCUUCCCCCUUGCAAAUUCCUGAUAAUUCAUUGCUAAUAUUAGAUGAAACCCAACUCUCAUCUGGACAGCUAAAUGAGCAAGGAAUAAAGAACUUACAAACAUUAGCACAUCUUAUCGAGAGGCAGCAGAUAUCUUAUGAUUUCAAAUAUUACCAGUCAGAGUUUCAGACUGAUAUAAAAAUCAUCAUAAUCAAAUAUGGCGUCUUAGAGCUUCGCUGUCGGUUAUCACGACCUCUUCGAGCACAUAUUUUAAUUUUAUCUGCAAGGUUUUGCCAUCUCUGUAAUAGACAGCAAUGCUAGGUAAGCAAUUCUUGAUGUAUCGGAACCUACCCCAAGUCCGCUUUCAAGGAUGGAUUUUAGCUCAAGGGAAAUGCCUAGACCAAUCGAGUAUUUCACCAGUGUGAAACCAGGAGUUACGUCCUAGCUAUUGUUUUCCUUUUUGCCGAAGGUUGACUAAAAAUUCCAUUUUUUGAGAUUUUUGUGUGGACAACCCUGUCCCCCUCACACACUAGCAUCAGGCAAGGCCGCACAAAUCCGAAGACUGCCUACUCAACACUGAGCCGAAAGGCAAGGAGGAGGCACUGCCAUAUCUUGUGGAAGAAACAACAGUCACAAAGCGGUUGAAUCUCCGGUAUGGAGAUCCUUGGCUAUUUCAUUAAAAUUAGUGUGAGAGCCUGCAUGUUAAUAAGUUAAGUUAAGAUAAAAAAUCAUCAGCAUCUCAAGCGGAAGAUCUCUAUUGAAACUGCCUUUAUUCAUAGCUGUAAGAGAAUCUGCAAGCCCUGCUGCAGUGAUUUUUACCACUACUCAUGCCGAUUAUAUCAAAGGAUGCUCAAAAAUUGCUGUAGCUAUGUCAGAUGAAAUCAUAAAAACUGCGCAAAAUUACUUUGUAAACCAAAGACAAAGCUCAAGCAUUUCUGAAGAAGAAUUCCACUUAUUGUUAACCUUAACAAGAUAUAUCGCCCAAAGCGAAAGGAAAACAAGCGCAGAAGUCUCACAUUGGGAGCAAGCUAAAACUCUUCUCUGUGGCAUAAAGUCAAGACAAACUAAUUAA